Molecule: messenger RNA, 1733 nt
Organism: Pundamilia nyererei
Lineage: Eukaryota; Metazoa; Chordata; Actinopteri; Cichliformes; Cichlidae
Gene: iglon5
Product: IgLON family member 5
Exons: 8
Coding region: 547-1548 (333 amino acids)
Source: RefSeq, a predicted model, not a curated record
GCGACGCGCUGAGUGCGGAGCGAGGAGACGCGCUGCAUACCAACAGAGACAUACGGAGAAGGCUAAUUUUUGGCCAGGACGCACACAGACCCCAUCCCGCUCUGUGCCAAAAACAAAUUUAUAUCUGGUCAUUGGACAGUUUACAUUUUAACCUUUCUUCUCAUGCAUUUUCUAAAAUAUUUUUUCUGUCCUUCAGUGAACUAAAAAGCCAAUCAAGUGUCUGGGAUAUUUGUUCUUUCUGCUGUAUUUUUUUUUCUGGUUGAGGGAUUCUGCUCCGAAGAAGAUAAACAGCCCUACCCACCCCUCUCUCUCCAACGGGAGUCACCAAAAGGAAAAGUCAAGACUGAUGUUUUCAUCCACUCACAUGUAGAAGCGUUUGGACUAUUACUGUUGACACUCGUUCACUGGGUCUUUGUUUUAAUAUAUAUAUAUUUAUAUAUAUUUAAUCAGAUUUCCCGCAACUGCACCCUAAGGGAGGAAUACCGAGACAUUUGGCUGCAAAAAAGGGAAAAAAAAAACAAGCAUAAAAUCAAUCAGAACUCCAUCAUGGGCUGCCCCCUCUUGCGGAACGUGUUUGCUGCUCUGAUUCUGGUUCUGCUGUCUAAAGGGUCCAGCGUGCACGGAGCAGAAUUCGGGCACCUGCCGGACAACAUUACAGUGCUGGAAGGCGAAAGCGUUACUUUGAGAUGCCGUAUUGACGAGGAGGUGACCCACAAGGCCUGGCUGAACCGCUCUAAUAUCCUUUUCACGGGGACAGAUAAGUGGUCUCUGGAUAGGCGUGUGACACUGGUCAAUAGCAACAACAGCGACUUCUCCAUUCAUAUUGACAAGGUGCAAGUAACCGACGAGGGGCCCUACACCUGCACCUUCCAGGCCAAUAACAAGCCGCGCAUCGUUCAUGUCUACCUCAUUGUUCAAGUGCCAGCCAGAAUCGUCAACAUCUCAAAAAAUGUGUCAGUGAACGAGGGAGAGAAUGUAAACCUCUAUUGUCUGGCAGUCGGCCGGCCUGAGCCCACUGUCACCUGGAAAGAACAGAAAUAUGGGACGUUGCGUGAGGGGGAGUUCCUGGAGAUCACGGAGAUCACAAGGCAGCAGGCGCAGGACUACGAAUGUAUCACCAACAAUGGUGUGGCCCCUCCAGACCAGCGUAAGGUCAUAGUCACAGUCAACUACCCUCCCAUGAUCACAGACAUGAAAAACAUGCCAGCCCAUUUGGGGAAGACAGCCAUCUUGCGCUGUGAAGCCAUGGCAGUCCCGCCGGCCUCCUUUGAGUGGUACAGGGAUGAUCAUAGGCCGGUAGAGAGUGACAACACCCUAAGGAUCAAAAAUGAGAAGACACGCUCGCUGUUGCUAUUCACCAAUGUGACAGAGAAACAUUUUGGCAACUACACCUGCUUUGCCUCAAACCGUCUGGGGGCUUCCAACGCCAGUAUGCUGCUGUUUAGACCGGGGGCCCUACAGGGGCGAGGGACCGGUUUACACGCAGGGAUAAGUGUCAUCGUGUGCGUUUGGGUUUCCCUCUCUGCUGCUCUUCUGCUGAAGGUGUAAUGAUCAAACUCCACCUGGAAACGUCCCUGAGCACCCCACCUCUCCCUCCCCGCCCUCUCUCCCACUCAACGGAAGGAAAACGGAAAUGAAAUUCUUUAAUUGCGAACCCAUCACUGUGAACAAAAAGAAUAUGCAUUAUUCCAGGAGCCAUUGAAUCAUUGCAUCAAACGCAAAACUCCCCCCAU